UUUCAUUCGGUGGUAACAAAUAGCCGUCAUACACUUAAAAUUAGACGUGCUUUUUUGGAUUUCUUCGUGAUUCAAAUAAUGAAAGUAUACUAGCGCAAAAACAAAAAAAUAGACGCAUUUUCAAUGUCUGAAACGGGAAGUACUUCUUCUGCGCGUUUUUUUAUGGCGCGCGCACACCGUCCCCCACACAAGAGAUCGACGGCCUUAAAGUUACACUGGAAUAAACAGAGGAUGGACCAUUACGUUGUUUUUAGGAAAACUAAGAGAGUGACACUCCGGGACGAAGACAUGACUGCAGAAAAACUGGGUCGCAUCUUUCAGGUAUCCGCGCAUACUCUGUACAUCACGGAUGAUUCAAACGUGGCUAUGUUCCCCGGUGCGGUCUCUGGUGUUUUCAGCGCAUUAGACCUUACACCCAGAGGUCACUAUGAAGUCCACGGAGAAGACAUGGAGUCAAUUCCAACAGCAGGUUCCAGCGGGCAGCGUUUUGCAUUUAUGCGAGCACCAGCUGUGGCAGCGUCUGCACCUUCACGUUCACAGCAGGCUACUUCAAGUUCCCCUAUGUCCUCCAAAACAUUUCAGAGAUCAGUGUACUUUGCAGAUGUAGUUGGUGGGAGGUUGAUUCCCAAUAGAAUGGUGGUUGUACGAUUCCUGGAGUCUGAGGCUACGCUUCAAGGGAUAGUAGGAAAAGUGCAAGAUGCCAUUGGUAAUUACAACCCAAUAAUUUUGACAGAUGCACAGGGCAAUGCAAUUCUGGAGUCGGAGGGCACAACAGGGUCACAGUACUGGAGACAAAAUGCACGAAAAAUUCUUGCUGUGCCUGAACAAGACUUUAAUUGCCUCCAGGGAACAAAGAGGAAGAAACUGAGCCGUAAAGAUGAUGACAGUGCCAGUUUGGGAGAAGUGAGUGACAAAAUAGAAGAGUUGGUGUUGGCAUCUCAAAGUCUGCCAGCUGUCACAGCAGCAAUCAAAGAGCUCACUGAUCUUGCAGUUGCCCAGAAAGUCACAACCCCCAAGCUGCAGACACUCAAGGAGGGAUUUAGCUGCGUGGUUUGUAUGAACAUCAUUGAGGAUCCAGUGUUCUCACUGUGCUGCAGAAGCAUUAUUGGCUGCAAGACAUGUGUGGAACAGUGGCAAGAGACAUCACAGCACUGUGCAAAAUGCAGGGAGAGUAACAACGGAGUUCUACAAAUUACUGGUCUAACAGCUGCAUUUUCUGUAUUGAAAUCUUUUUUUGCAGAGGAGUAA
Messenger RNA from Pelmatolapia mariae (spotted tilapia), 1248 nucleotides. RefSeq lists its product as uncharacterized. NCBI's taxonomy places the organism in Eukaryota, Metazoa, Chordata, Actinopteri, Cichliformes, Cichlidae. The transcript has 6 exons. The coding region runs from base 124 to 1248 and encodes 374 amino acids. The record is from RefSeq and is a predicted model, not a curated record.